UUUAUUUUAAAUCUAACCAGAACCACACUGCUGACUGUAUGUCUAACCUUAACCCCAAAUUAAGACCAAAUAGCACAUUUUGGAUUUCAUAUAUUUUUACGAAAUAGCCCAUUUUGACUUUGCCGCUGGCCAUCUACUAGCUAGGUGGAUACCCAUACCAACGAUUUGUUCUAUCUGUUCCGAUACCGGCCAAUCCAAAAUGGCGACCGCCGUUCCAGUUGAUUCGGGAUUGACUGCUCCGACAGGGUCCAGUGCGUCUCGGAAAAUGGCAUCUCCAGAGAUUCCUGGAUCCAGUCAGAGUAUGAAGAAGACCAUUGGACACAGAGGAGUUGAGACGAACACUGGAGAGACCACCUAUAAGAAGACUACGUCGUCAGCCCUGAAAGGAGCAAUUCAGCUGGGCAUCACUCACACUGUGGGCAGCCUGAGUCAGAAGGCUGAGAGGGAUGUUCUCAUGCAGGACUUUGUGGUGGUCGAGAGCAUCUUCUUCCCCAGUGAGGGCAGUAACCUGACCCCUGCCCACCACUACAGUGAUUUCAGGUUUAAGACCUACGCCCCCAUCGCCUUCCGCUACUUCAGAGAACUCUUUGGCAUCCGGCCAGACGACUACCUGUACUCUCUGUGUAACGAUGGCCUGAUAGAGCUGUCUAACUCCGGCGCCAGCGGCUCUCUCUUCUACGUGUCCAGUGAUGAUGAGUUCAUUAUCAAGACAGUGCAGCACAAAGAGGCUGAGUUUCUCCAGAAGCUACUACCAGGAUACUUUAUGAACCUGAAUCAGAACAAACGGACCCUGCUCCCUAAGUUUUACGGUCUGUACUGCAUCCAGGCGGGAGGGAAGAACAUCCGCCUGGUGGUGAUGAACAACCUGCUGCCCCGUGUGGUCCACAUGCACCAUAAGUACGACAUGAAGGGUUCCACCUAUAAGAGACGGGCCUCAGCCAAGGAGAGGGACAAGACUUUUCCCACCUUUAAAGACCUGGACUUCAUCCAGGACCUGCCUGAUGGACUACUGCUGGAGACGGACAACUACAACGCCCUUAGCAAGACCAUCCAGAGAGACUGCCUGCUCCUGCAGAGUUUUAAAAUCAUGGACUACAGUCUACUGGUGGGGAUCCAUAACCUGGAGCAGGCUAGUAGAGAGAGGGAGCGAGGUGGGGGGCAGAUGGGGGACAGUGGGGGGUCAGAGGGGGCAGUGACCCCAGACCAGCGCCGACCCCAGGCCCAGAAAAGUCUAUACUGCACAGCCAUGGAGUCUAUACAGGGAGAGGCCCGCGGGAAGGGAGCCCUGGAGUCUGAGGACCAUAUGGGCGGGAUCCCAGCCAGGAACUCUAAAGGAGAGAGGUUGCUGGUCUUUAUCGGCAUCAUCGACAUUCUGCAGUCCUACAGGUUCAUCAAGAAGUUGGAACACUCGUGGAAGGCCCUCGUCCAUGAUGGGGAUACAGUGUCGGUGCACAGACCAGGCUUCUACGCUGAGCGCUUCCAACAAUUCAUGUGUAACACAGUGUUCAAGAAGAUCCCAUUGAAGCUCUCCCCAUCCAAGAAGUCUCGUGGUGGGGGUCCGGGGGGUCUGAGGAGAGCUCCUACCCUGGGAGGCCCCACCCCACUCUCCCACGCUGCUGGACAGUCUGUGGUGGACUCCCGACUCGUCUACCAAUCACACUUUAACAAGGCUGACGCAGAGGGAGACAGUGGCAUGCAGUCGGGCAGGCCAGACCUGGUGCCAAGGACCCCUCCCCUGGCGGGAGGGUCAGGGGAUGCAGAGGCCAACUUUUCCACGUCCUCAUUAGGAAGCACAGGACUCACCUCCUCCUCUCCUCUGCUACAGUCAGUAGGGGUUGAGGUACAUAGAGCAGUAACAAGCACAGACCAAGACCACGGUGUCUCCCACAGUAUGGGUGCGGAAGUGGAAGCGUCAGGUGAUCAGUCGGGUAAUGAAGAUGCCAUCUCACUAUCCGACAUUGUCCCAGAGACUAACAUCUGCUUUUAACAACUGAUCUGGAGUCAUCUAAGGAAAAGGUGAUUCUGGAACCAAGGAGAAGAAGAAAAUCACCCCACGGCUGAAUCUAGUUGACGAUCCUUCGAAUGGAGGUUGACCAGAGAAGAGCCAAAGAGGAGCAGUAACAGAAGGACAGGACAGUGACCUGACCACACUGACACUAGCUUUUUAUAUCUGGGCCUUUGUGUCUGUCUGGUGCUAGUCUUGCUGAGCUGUGUCUCUCUCUCUCAUAUUUUUGUUUCUUUAAUGUCCUGUUACACAUACAUUCAAACUCUUGUUUGAGCAUGUUUUUAUAUUCUCACUACCAAUCAAAAGUAUCUUUGAAAGAAAAUUGACCGAUCAACCAGCAGGGUUGAAAGGAAUGAGUCAAUCAAAAUUCAGAGCGAGCUUUUAACGCACACUCUACACCUGCCUUUUUCUGUCUUCGUAUGGCAGUUCAAUUUCAUCACAUUCAUUCACACCCAGCCAUUUAGACUGUUUUGUGCACAAAGAUUAUAAGUGUUCUUCAAGCAAUGGUAAUUCUACCACCGUCAUUCAAGCACUUUGAUACUUUUAUCUGACCUAACUUUCAUUAAUAAGCAAAAAGGGAUUUCUGAUGGCUACAGAAAUGGCUGCUUCAUCCCACUGAGUUUGAGACUCACCACAUUGUGUGAAUGACUUUGUUUGCGUCUUUGUAGUACACCUCUUGUACAUUAACGUUUAUAUAAACAUGGGUUUGUUAUUUUCCCCCCAUUUGCUCAGUCAUUGUGUAGAAUACUAACACAAGCGCUGUGUGGUAGCUCAUACUAUUUAUCCUGUAGUAGGAUAUUUCAGACACAGGGAUACAUAUCACUACCUACUGGUUAUGCUAGAUCUUGUAUUUCACACCAACACAGUGUGAUUUUAAAGGGCCACAGUGGCCUGAUUGUGAGGACACAUUUCUAAGUAGAUGGGAGUGCACAUGUGGUCCAAAGCAGAGAGGGAGAGAUGGACAGACCGACAAACUGGGGGAUAUCAGCCUUUGGUGGAAAUGAUUAAUGUUCAUUGAUGCACCGUGAGACAAUAGGGAUGUUUAAAGGGAAUGGGGGAGUACAAGAACACAGCCAUGCCCUGAAGAAACUAGAGGCUGGAAGUGGAGCUCUUUCGGAUCAACUGUCAUGACAAAUUGGAAAAGCAAUCAAAAUGGUAUGGACUUGAACAUGGAUGAAGUUGCUGCAUAUGGAAACUACAUUGAAACCUAUGCUUCAGAUCUUGAGUUUUGAUUAACUUGAUGUUUUCCUAACGGAUCUGAGUUUAAUGACCCUUCAAACAGAGUUGCAGCGCUCACCGUUUGAGAGGAGCUGUACUGCAUGAUAAAUAUACGUAUUUUAAAGCACAUAGGAAGGAAGGGCACAAGAGGGGGUGGUAUUGGUUCCAAAUGAGUUAUUUACACAAGUUACUACAUGGUUUGAUUCAUUUCAAGUUCUUGUCUACUUUUCCUCGCGAACCCAACGUCUUUGCAAAAAGCUCAUAUGGUAUUUCUGGUUAAAUAAUUUCCAAACAUGGCCCUCAAUUAAAAGUUGUGCUCUUUUGAAUGUUUUGACCCUGAACCCUGCUCAGCUUCCCCAUCAUUUCAAAGAGCUCAGUUCAGUCUUGUACUUUUUGAGAACAGUUGGCCACCAAAGAAAACACUCCAAGCCCCAUUGUUCCCAUGUUUUGAAUCACAUUUUCAAUAGAUGGUAUUGUGUCUUAUUAUAACAAGGGCCUUAGUGUGACAACAGGGUCUGGAUUUGACUCCAUGAACGCUGAUCAUGACUUUUAGCGUAUGCUUAACUUUACAAACUAACAUCUGACAGAACAAUGUUGUUUUAAAGCCUGUGUGCUUCUGUGUAGAUGCUGGAUUAAACCCAUUGCAGCGUCUGGUGACUUGACUGGACCACAGCACAACAGACACCUCACCCUUUGGUGCUCAAAGGGCGGUACACUUGCAACACAGACACUACAGAACAUAUGAAAUAAUGUAAUAUGAACAAGUCUGCCAUCUUAAAGUUUCAAGAAUCGUAUUUAUUGUAUUUGUAUUAUGACCUUGUAGCCUGAAAUGAUUCAUAAGUUGUACAUGUACCGUAGAUGAUUGUACGUAUAAUAAUGUAUUCUUCUGACAGAAAAUGUCAGACUUAAGUAGUGUAUUGCAUAUGGGAGGGGAUUGUUUGACAAUUUCACUUUUUAUAUUUCAUGUUGCAUUUUGAUAGUGAUAUAUUCUCCAUUGUUCUGGGGCAAGGAUGUCCCAUGCUUUUCUACGUUGAAUGUUUCACACAGCCUCCGAGCCAAUGUUGCUGGUUACUGUCUAUGCUUCAAUUACUUUUUUUUUUACUCUGCCUGUAUAAAAUAUGUAUAUAGUAGUCACGGAAAUGCCUUCUCAUGCUGCCUGUUCCUUCUACCAUCUUUCAGUGAUGUAAUGUUUUUCAUAUUGGCUCUGAUUUUAGAAUAAACUUAUUUUCUAAA
Messenger RNA from Oncorhynchus gorbuscha (pink salmon), 4456 nucleotides. Its product is annotated as phosphatidylinositol 4-phosphate 5-kinase type-1 alpha-like. The transcript has 17 exons. The coding region runs from base 200 to 1987 and encodes 595 amino acids. Gene Ontology annotation, biological process: phosphatidylinositol metabolic process. NCBI's taxonomy places the organism in Eukaryota, Metazoa, Chordata, Actinopteri, Salmoniformes, Salmonidae. Gene Ontology annotation, molecular function: phosphatidylinositol kinase activity. The record is from RefSeq and is a predicted model, not a curated record.